Astyanax mexicanus (Mexican tetra) is the source of this 3262-nucleotide messenger RNA. It is a transcript of the gene xpnpep2, whose product is annotated as X-prolyl aminopeptidase (aminopeptidase P) 2, membrane-bound. The record is from RefSeq and is a predicted model, not a curated record. NCBI's taxonomy places the organism in Eukaryota, Metazoa, Chordata, Actinopteri, Characiformes, Acestrorhamphidae. Gene Ontology annotation, molecular function: metalloaminopeptidase activity. The transcript has 21 exons. Bases 97 to 2115 code for a protein of 672 amino acids.
CAGAUAUAGACACAUACACACACACAGUGCCACACACACACACACCUGCCCCGCUGCCUCACUGUGUGUGGAUUUGCUUGGAGCAGAUGGUCUAAAAUGACCUUCCCUGGGUGGAUCCUGGCUCUCUUGUCUUGUCUUGUGGCUCUUAAAGGAGAACAGUAUGGAGUCCAUGCUGAUGGAGGAGCGGGCAGCGAGAGAAACUGCUCUAUAGUGCCACCGUACCUCCCCCCGACUGCUGUAAACACAACUCUGAGGUUGUUUCAGCUGAGAGCAUCCAUGAAACCCAACAUCUCCGCCUACAUCAUACCUGCCACAGACGCACACCUGAGUGAGUACAUUGCCCCGCGUGAUGCCAGGCUGGCCUGGAUGACUGGUUUCACUGGCUCUGCAGGCACUGCAGUUGUGACGCAGGAUAAAGCUGUGUUGUGGACUGACAGCCGCUACUGGGUUCAGGCAGAGCGCCAGAUGGACUGCAGCUGGGCCCUGGAACGAGAUGUCUCUAUCACCAGCAUCACCAACUGGCUCAUCAGAGAGGUCAAUGAAGGAGAUCAGGUGGGCAUUGAUCCAUUCCUCUUCUCUGUAGACACAUUUGCUGCCUACAACACCAAGCUGGCUCCAGCUAAACGGAUCCUUACCUCCAUCACUGAUAACCUGGUGGAUAAAAUCUGGGCCGAGCGGCCGCCUCUCCCUCCUGAUAACCUCACCCGCUUACCGGACGACUUCAUCGAGAGGACCUGGCAGAACAAGGUGGAUCAGAUACGCGGGCAGAUGAUGGACAACCCGUACAACCCUACAGCUCUGCUGCUGUCAGCUCUGGAUGAAACAGCAUGGCUGUUUAACCUGCGUGGAAACGACAUUCCCUUUAACCCCUUCUUCUACUCCUACACACUGCUGACGUUUGAUAAGAUCUGGCUGUUUGUGCACACUGAGAGAGUGACGGAGGAGCUGAGGACGUACCUGAACUCGUCCUGCAGCGAUUCCUACUGCGUUCAGCUGCUCCAGUACGACUCGGUCCGCAGUCACCUGAUGAAGUACCUGGAGGAGGCGGGGGUGAGGGUGUGGGUGGGCACAGAGUACACUAACCAGGCCCUGUACGAGCUCAUCACCCCAGAGGAGAAACUUCUAGAGAGCACCUACUCUCCAGUACUGACCACUAAAGCAGUGAAAGACCAGACUGAGAGGAAGAUUCUUAAAGCCGCUCAUAUAAGGGACGCAGUAGCAGUCAUGCAGCUCCUACAUCACCUGGAGAGAUCCGUGCCUGAGGGCAGGGAGACAGAGCUCACUGCGGCAGAAUUCGUCAAUGAGUGUCGCAGCAAGCAACAGUACAGCAGGGGACCGAGCUUUGAGACCAUCUCUGCCAGUGGACCAAAUGCAGCUCUCGCUCAUUACAGCCCAUCUAGUGAAACCUCCAGAAAGCUGAGCGUGGAUGAGAUGUAUCUGGUGGACUCAGGAGGACAGUACCUUGAUGGUACCACUGAUAUUACCCGCACCGUGCACUGGGGUAAACCCACCGACAGACAGAAGGAGGCUUUCACAAGAGUGCUGAUGGGAAAUAUUGAAAUUUCGAGGACCAUAUUUCCAGCUGGGACCAGAGGUGUCAACAUCGAGAUGCUCGGCCGCAGAGCAUUGUGGGAGGUUGGCCUGAAUUACGGUCAUGGUACAGGUCACGGCGUGGGAAACUACUUUGGAGUUCACGAAUGGCCUGUUGGCUUUCAGUCCAAUAAUAUUCCAUUCCAGGAGGGCAUGUUCACGUCUAUCGAGCCUGGAUACUACAAGGAGAAUGAUUUUGGGAUCAGAAUUGAGGAUGUUGCUCUGACUGUACCAGCUACGACAAAGUAUGGUAAUAACUACCUGACGUUUGAAACGGUGUCACUGGUCCCGUACGACAGAAAGCUGAUUAACACCUCGAUUCUCAGUCUUGAACAGCUUCUGUGGUUAGAUUCAUACUACCAAGACAUCCGGAAUAUAGUGGGUCCGGAGCUGAAGAGUCAGGGCCUGACGGAGAUCCAUGAUUGGAUGAUGAAAAACACAGAGCCCUUCCUGAAGGAUGGAUCCUCCGCUGUCGUCUCCUCCAUCUCACUGCUGCUGCUGCUCCUACCCGUAUCUUUACUGUGAAAUCCAGAAGUCUAGAACUUCAGCACUAAACCAAAGCUUCCUUAAAUCCUGCCUAAAGCCCAGCUAUACCUACUCCAGUACUGACCAGCUCACUGAUCAGAUCAUACCACUGCCCACUGUGGACGAUGUAAGGCUGAACAUGCUGAAUUCCACCUUCUGAAGCAGGGAAUAAUGAAAUUAAAAUAGUAAAUAAACAUACAGUGCUGUGAAAUAAACAGAUUUCUUACGUUUUUACAUUUUUUAUAAUACCUACAUUUUUCAGACACAUUUUAAUAUCAGACCUGAGUAAAUAUAAAAAGCACUUUUAAAUGAUGAUACUUUUAUUUAUAAAGAAAAAAUAUCUAUUCAAACCAACCUGUUUCUACGUGAAUUGUGUAUUUGACCCCUGAACCUUAUAACUCUGUUGUCACAUGUGUUUUUCUAAUUUCCUUGUAUUUUUGGCUCAGUUUUGUUUCUGCAUUAUCUCCUUCCACGUCUCAGCCUCAGUGUUCCCGCCUGUUCCUUUGUAACCCCGCCCCCUCGUUGCCUGUCCCAGGUGUUUCAUGUUUCCUGUUCCUGUUCCAUGUGUUUAAAUAGCCCAUUUGUUUCAGUGUUCCAGUGUCUGGUCUUGUACGUUUUCACGUCUGUUAUGGUUGCUCCUUGUUUUGUUCUCUGUCCUUGAUUCUCCCAAGUUCAGUUUAUGUUAAUCACGUCUGUUUAUUUAUCUUGAUUUUUGUGAUUUCUUUUUUUUUUUUUUUUCCCUUAAUAAAUGAAAUCAUCCUUUAAAAACUGCUUUUUAUAUUUACUCAGGAUAUCUUUGUCUGCUAAUAAAGUUAAAGUUUGAUCAUCUGAAAAAUGUUAGUAAAAAUAAAAUAAAUACUUUUUUCACCUCAGUGUAUAUAUUAAUACUUACUGCCCAGACAAAUUACUAUAUAAAUAUUUCAUUUUUCUCAGCACACUCGUUUGAUGACUGUUGAACUGUUAAAACUAAAUAUAUUGCAAUGGAUUAUUUUAAGAUAAUUAUGACAUAAAUUACUUUUCAGUGCUGCAGUGUUGUGUGUCUGUAUGGUGAAUGUGUUUAUAUAUUUUUAAUAUAUUGUGUACAAAGUCAAAUCUUACACUCUGACGAAGGAUAAUUUAUUAAAAUAUGCUUUUAUCUUCCUCUUCA